Sinocyclocheilus anshuiensis is the source of this 363-nucleotide messenger RNA. Its product is annotated as acyl-CoA synthetase family member 2, mitochondrial-like. The transcript is spliced from 3 exons. NCBI's taxonomy places the organism in Eukaryota, Metazoa, Chordata, Actinopteri, Cypriniformes, Cyprinidae. The record is from RefSeq and is a predicted model, not a curated record. The annotation marks the transcript as partial. Gene Ontology annotation, biological process: fatty acid metabolic process. Gene Ontology annotation, molecular function: medium-chain fatty acid-CoA ligase activity.
UGCGGCUUUCCAAUUGACAGCAUUGAGCGAAAGACAGAGACUGCUGGAUGUAUUUGCCCCCACACUGAGGCAAAAGUAGUGAACCCUACUACAGGAGAGAUCGUGCCUCUGGGUGCUCAGGGAGAGCUGAUGAUCAGGGGAUACUGCGUGAUGCUGGAAUACUGGAAAGAUGAUGAAAAGACCCAGGAGUGCAUCACAAAAGAUUGCUGGUACAAGACUGGUGACAUUGCCAGUUUGGACGGGUACGGAUACUGCAAAAUAGAUGGUCGCAUCAAGGACUUGAUCAUCCGAGGAGGAGAAAACAUCUACCCUGCUGAAAUCGAACAGUUUCUGCACACACACCCUCAAAUUCAAGAAGCACAG